Calliphora vicina (urban bluebottle blowfly) is the source of this 1832-nucleotide messenger RNA. RefSeq names its product lipid storage droplet-1 (gene Lsd-1). The transcript is spliced from 7 exons. Gene Ontology annotation, biological process: lipid storage; positive regulation of triglyceride storage. Gene Ontology annotation, cellular component: cytosol; lipid droplet. The coding region runs from base 149 to 1402 and encodes 417 amino acids. Lineage: Eukaryota; Metazoa; Arthropoda; Insecta; Diptera; Calliphoridae. The record is from RefSeq and is a predicted model, not a curated record.
UCAAUGAGAUUUAGUUUUUAUAUACAGCUUGAACGAGAAGGUUUACGAAACGGACCGCGUUAAAGCGGAUCAAUUGAAAGGGUGUUUUUUAAAAAUAUAAAGCUGCUACAUUUACCAACAAAAAUCCAAAUAUAUAAAAUAAUUAAAAAUGGCCAAUACGCCAAGUAUAAAAUUGCAUCUGGAGACAAUCGAUCGCAUUGGGAGUAUACCAUUAAUUGAAACAAGUUUAAAACAGGUAGAACAUCUGUAUGCUAAAGUCAAAAAUAGCAAUCGUCUAUUCAACUGGUAUUUUGAAACUGCAGAAUACACUAUUUUAUCCGCUUAUGAAUCUGUGCAACCAGCGGUAAAACUUUUCGAAGCACCACUCAAACGUCUUGACUCAGUGAUGUGCAAGAGCUUGGAUAUUUUAGAGCAACGUGCCCCCUUGGUGUAUUUACCACCCGAACUGACUAUUAUUAUGGGUUUAAAGAUGUAUUGGAAUACUAAGGAAUACAUGACAGAUCAUUUGGUUAAACCGGUUCUGAAAAGGGCCGAUUCGGUGAAACAAAUCGGCAAUGCAGUGCUGGAGAGUCCCAUAACAACCUAUGCGGCCGAACGUUUAGAUGGUGCUUUGACGGCUGGUGACAAAUUCGUCGAUAAAUAUUUAGUGGCCAUUGAGGGUGAUGGCGAUCAAACUGAUGCACCAAAUGAUGAAGAUAACAAUGUAGAUGCACCGAAUGAAAAAGGCGCCAUCAAGGCAAUUCAUCACGGUCAACGUUUUUCGCGUAAGCUUAAGCGUCGUUUAACCCAACGGACUUUAGCGGAAGCCAGAGCUCUGAAGAAACAAAGUAAAGAAGCGAUACAUAUAUUGAUAUAUGCUGCUGAGUUGAUUGCAACUGAUCCAAAAUUGGCCCUACAAAAAGCAAAAGAACUUUGGGCUUAUUUAAGUCUAGAUGAACCCGAAAAUCAAGCCAGACCGGCAACACUCGAACAGUUAAUUGUUCUACUGACCCGAGAAUCGGUCAGACGUUUGGUACAUGUUGUUAACUUUGGUGCUCAUGUGGCUGCCAAUAUACCCAAAACUGUAUCCCAUACCACAACAGAAGUUGUACACCACAUGCUAUAUUUCAACAAUCGUUUGAUUAGCAUAACAAAAUUGGAUAAAGUAAAAAAUUUGUCGAAAGAAGAAGCCGAGACAUUAAUAAAACGCAUGUUCACUUUCUAUGGCAGCCUACAAAGUCUUUCUAAUGCUUAUUUGGAACGUUUGGCUUCCUUCUUAUCGGGCCGCAUCGAAGCCGAAAAAAUUAGCGGUCAUCGCAGUUCUGCUGCUUCAUCCUCCACAACUUCAUCAGCAAGUCUGCGUUUCGUAGCCCAGGAGAAUAAUACGCCUUCGUCUCACAACAAUAUAAAUGGCGUGUACUGAGAAGUAGAGUUUUUUAUUGCAGUCGUAUUUUUAUUUCUAAUUAUCGAAUUUUAUUUUUGCUUUCAUAUUCGUACUAACUAAAAAAUAAUAAUUUUUCUCUCUUUAAUUUUUACUUCUCCCUAACGUUAUUUUAUUUAAUAUUUUGAAUAUAGAGUAGGCAUAGACACGCAACUUCAUUGUAAAAUUUUGUUACACACAAGUUUAAGAAAUAUUGUGUAGCGCCCAAGUAUCUAUGAUUUUUAGGUCGGAUAAAACCGAUUCUUUCUAACAACGAUUUUAGUUUUAUUGUCGUUUUGUCCAUUUAACCAUUUAAAUUUUACUUGUAUGUCUUUGUUUUUCGUAUGUAAGAACACUAUUGUGAUUUUUAAUAAUGAUGAUGAUAAAUAUAUAAAAUACAUCAAAUAAAGAUUUAAAAAUAUUCUUUCGAAAA